This is a messenger RNA of Danio rerio (zebrafish), 1489 nucleotides long. RefSeq names its product ATPase family AAA domain containing 1a (gene atad1a). Gene Ontology annotation, biological process: anatomical structure morphogenesis. Gene Ontology annotation, cellular component: peroxisomal membrane; mitochondrial outer membrane; postsynaptic membrane. Lineage: Eukaryota; Metazoa; Chordata; Actinopteri; Cypriniformes; Danionidae. The record is from RefSeq and is marked validated. Gene Ontology annotation, molecular function: membrane protein dislocase activity; ATP binding; ATP hydrolysis activity.
UUCCAUAGAUUUGUUUCCGGACGGUACAUAUCGGACAGUUACACUAGUCUUGUUUGUGGAUUUAAGGAAUGCUGUGAAAUAUUGACACAACCAGUCUGUUGUUCUUAUCCAAUGGGCUGACAGCGGGGGCGGGCCAUAAUGCUGAGUGACAUUCCUCGGGAUGCCCUGCUCCGCCCACUCACCCGGAAUGAAGUUGUGGGGAUGUUGGUGAGGCUGACCGUGUUUGGUGCUGCAACAUAUUACAGCAUCAAAUGGGUGGUGGAUGCUUUGGACCCGACACAAAAACAAAAAUCCCAAGCCAAGAAAAGGGCAGAGCAAUUGAUGAAGCAGAUAGGUGUAGAGGGUGUCAGUCUUACGGAGUAUGAGAUGAACAUCGCCACUCUUCUGGUUGAUCCUCGCAGCAUCAAAGUGACCUGGAGAGAUGUUGCUGGGCUAGAUGAGAUCAUCUCAGAGAUGCAAGACACUGUCAUCUUGCCUUUCCAGAAACGUCAUCUCUUCAGUGGUUCUAAGCUCUUGCAACCUCCCAAAGGUGUACUAUUGUAUGGACCCCCAGGAUGUGGAAAGACAUUAAUUGCCAAAGCAACAGCAAAAGCAUCUGGAUGCCGCUUUAUUAAUCUACAGGCCUCCACUUUGACUGACAAGUGGUACGGCGAAUCGCAGAAGUUGACCGCUGCUGUUUUCUCAUUGGCUGUCAAGAUUCAGCCAUGCAUCAUUUUCCUUGAUGAAAUAGAUUCAUUCCUGAGAAAUCGUUCCAGUAUGGACCAUGAAGCCACUGCUAUGAUGAAGGCCCAGUUCAUGAGUCUGUGGGAUGGACUUGACACAGGAGAAAACAGCCAGGUAAUGGUGAUGGGAGCCACUAACAGACCACAGGAUGUGGAUGCCGCAAUACUGCGCAGAAUGCCUACUGCCUUUCAUGUAGGCCUGCCUAAUGCAGCUCAAAGAGAAGAAAUCCUUAGACUCAUCCUGUCUGGUGAAAAUCUAAGUAAUGCAAUUAACCUGAAGGAAAUCGCGAGUCAAAGCGAGGGCUACUCCGGCAGUGAUCUGAAAGAGCUGUGCAGGGACGCCGCCAUGUACCGUGUCAGAGACUACGUCCGCAAACAGCAGAUGAAACAGAUCGCACAACAGUUCCAACUGGACGAAGAGGAAGAGCAUGUGGACAGCAGGCAGCUCAGGCCCGUGACUCAACUGGACCUGCUGUUUGGCCUAGAUAAGAUGAGAGAGUCCAAACAGGCCACAGCUACAACUGACCCAGCAAAUCUGAGAGAGGUGCCUCUGGACUGAAAAAACUCUCGCUUUACACAUUCACAAAUUCUCUCUCACACCUCUUUUUUCCCACCUCAUCUUUUUUUACUCCUUUUUAAAUUAUUUUUUCUGCCUUUUUUACAUUUCUGUUACAUCUCAAACAUUCAUUUUUCCACUGUAAUGAAUGAAAUAAGAUAUUCAAGAAAGUGACUGUGCAUAUUUAUAGUAAAACAAUACUAAAUUGGGA